Messenger RNA from Phytophthora sojae, 1779 nucleotides. RefSeq lists its product as hypothetical. The transcript is spliced from 6 exons. The record is from RefSeq and is a predicted model, not a curated record. Bases 1 to 1779 code for a protein of 592 amino acids. Lineage: Eukaryota; Oomycota; Peronosporomycetes; Peronosporales; Peronosporaceae.
AUGAGCGACAGCGACUUUGAAAAGGGCAAGUGGCCGUUUGGUGGAAAAGGUAAGCCCGAAGACGUCCCAGUCCCUUCGGGCACCGCCAGACAGAUCAGCAACAAGUCCCCCUUCGGACACAACCUCGAGACCAAGAUGGACGAGGCCGUGCGUCAGAGUUGGCAGCUCGUGCCCUCGCAGGUGAGAUUCGAGAACAUGACGUGGCAGGGCGGGAUGGAGAAACUGUGCCAACUCAUCGCAGACCGACUGGGGUACAGGGAUAUCCCGCUUCAAUGCGUGCUGUACAAGCUGCUGGUGUACGGCGAAGGUGGUCACUUCGUCAAGCACCAAGACACGGAGAAAGAAGACGGCAUGAUCGUCACGCUGGUCGUCCAGCUGCCCAGUUCCCACGAAGGUGGCGACUUGGUCGUGUAUCGAGGGGGCGAGGUGAGGCACCGCCACGACUUCGGCAAGGCCGACGGAACGGCGGCGUUUCUUCCCCAUUACGCCGUGCACUAUGCGGAUGCGGAGCAUGCUCUCGAGAAGGUGACGAAGGGGUUCCGACUCGCGCUGGUGUACUCGAUUUGCCUGCCUCCAACAAUGCGCCACCUCGAGAAAGCUCACGACGCGCCGCUGAGUGAAGACUUGGCUGGUCACAUCAGCAACAUGGACGAAGAAGCCGAUGAACCGUUUGCUCUGUUGCUGUCUCACGAGUAUACGGCGAAGAACAUUCAGGGCCUGGGGACUGGGGCUCUGAAGGGCAUCGACAGCGCGAGAUUCCACGCGCUUGAAGAGGCGAAUGCGCUCGUGCCGGCAGCCAAGCAGCUUGAGUUCUUCAUCGUGAAGCAUGCCGAACAUGCUGUGAAGGUCAUGCCUUUCGACGUGGCUAUGGAGGUUUUUCACGCUCAGAUACCGGUGGACGCUGCCAAACUCCGUGCGUUUAUGGAGGAUAUGAUUGCGAGGGCCAAGUUGGCAGUGGAGGCUGGUGAUCCAGAGAUCGUGCGAGAUUUCUUCAAAGGGAUGCAUUACCACAGGAACGAGAACGAUACACCUUUCGCGUAUUGUGCGGGGCUCAGAGAGCGGACAGACAAUGGUACUCUCAUCCCAGUCAUCACGCAGAUUGCCCGCAAGUUUGACUGGGCUAUCAUCGGCGAACCCUUGCUGGCUUGUAUGCGUCAGCACGCGUACGCGCCAAAAGAGGAUGACAGUGGGUACUCAACCAUGGCGUUGGCACUGCUCGUUCUCGACGGACUGGAUAGCGGGACUGCGGAAGAUUCUCUGCUCAAACUUGCAAUGGAAAAGGCGGAAGACAAGAACUCCGACCCCAUGAAGUCGCUGGAGUGUUUCGGUGGGGUGGAUACGGAUGACGAGAAGGGUGGUUUGCUCGCUCUGCUUGUCUCCAAGCGGAUUGAGUGGCUCAAGAACCAAAUCGAGAAGCUGGACAAGCCAUUCUCGUGGCAAAUGCCAGACGCAAAGUUCCCGGAUAAUGCCAAGGUGGAAGAGUUUCUACAAGGGCUAGCCGAGACGAUGACGAUGGCGAAGGGAGUGCGUAAAUUCAAGGGAUUUCAAGACGCGAGCAACUACGCGGCGAAAUGGACGCGUGGACCGCAAGUCGGCGCCUCGCUCAAGAUGGAGGCGAGCUCCACUGAUGCAAACGCGGUUGUGGCGAUUACGAAGACGCGCAAGUGGUUUACGGAGUGUCAGCACAAGUUGAGGCAGUACAAGGUGGAGUUGACUCAGCUGCGGGAAUACACUGGAGAAACGGACGACAGCGACAGUAAGAGGGCUCGCUUGGAGUGA